Messenger RNA from Necator americanus (New World hookworm), 321 nucleotides. RefSeq lists its product as uncharacterized. The transcript has 3 exons. Bases 1 to 321 code for a protein of 106 amino acids. The record is from RefSeq and is a predicted model, not a curated record. Lineage: Eukaryota; Metazoa; Nematoda; Chromadorea; Rhabditida; Ancylostomatidae.
AUGUACGACGAUCGACAGACGCACUGGGUGACUGGAACGACACACAGUUUUCGGAUCUUCCCGUUGCACGUUCACUUCGUUCUCACGGACAUGCCGACCAAAGCUGAAUGGUCCAAUGGCCAUGUAGAUAGUCGGGUAGUCGUCGAUAUUAGCGGUUGGCAUAAUCGGUCGGUAGAACGUCUCGCUCACGAACACGGUCGUCGCCUGAUCGAUAAUUCUACGUGGGGAUCGGCAGCCCUCGCCAUCAUGGAUAGGGCUCUGACGAAGGCGAUAUCGCCGAAACGUUGGCCGCUGUUUAAUAAAGAUCGAUACCAAUCUUGA